ACUACUUGUAUCAUGUUGUUAAGUUUUGUACGGUACUUACGAGUUUUUACGCAAUUGUCUCGCUCCACUCGCGUUUGUUACGGACUACUGACUUUCUCACGUUCUCAACGAUACUUAACUGUACGCAGGCUCAAAUUGUCCAGAAUGAAUAUUAUCUCUUUGUAACGUAAUUUUAUAUGCGUCACGGCCAAAGUCCGAAAUAUCGCGAGUCGGUUUCUUGGCGAUUUUGGCAAUUUUUUCUUUCCCGGCACGCUACGUGAUCAUUGUACUUGUUGGAUAAUCGGUCAACUCGGUCAGCUAAACAAAUAAUUGAAUAUCUUGGAUAUUUCACGGGUUACCUGCUAUCUCGGAUUUUGGCCGUAACACGUGCAUUCAGGAGAGAUCUCUCUGUAAGGUUCAAAUAUACGAGGCCUUUUACUAUUUAGGACGAUUAAAACUCAAUGUUAUACGAGUCACAGUGAACCCUUGUUAAUGUACAAUCAUUUAUAGAUGAUAUGGAUUCGUUAAGGCGAAAGAGACAAAAAUUUAGUAACAGCCCAAGCGCGCUAGUUUUCAAGCAUGUAGCGGAAACCGAGAAGCGCGCUAGAAAUCAGGCUUUUACUUUCAAUAUCGUCAAAGCCGAGCCAACCGAUCAAAUGUCGCAAUUCGGAGCAUCAAGUACAAGCGCAACGUGCGGUUUCACCCUGCAAUCUGUAACGAAGAAGGAGUCUAACAUCUUGCAGAAUCCAAGGAUCAAAGUAUCUCCAGGCCGAACGCCGUCGCCGAUGGAGUGUAGCAAUACUCCUUACAGUCCGCCGCAGCAUUCGCCGCAAUAUCAACCAAAUAUACAACCGACAGUACAAAAUGAACCAGCCGACCGUCUAUCGCCAUUCGGAGGCGCGGCUGCGGCAGGAUUUUAUACUCUGCCCUUGUCUGUAAUGAAUCACCAGCAGAAGAUCAUGCCGGGCAAUCUGAGAACUCAAGUAUCUCCAGGACGAACACCGUCCCCUAUGGAAUACAAUGUCGCAUAUAGCCCUCCUAUCGUGCAGCAACAGCAGCAGCAAUCGCCGCAGUAUCAACCAAAUAUUUCACCCAUGAUGCAAAUGCCAUCACCGUCAACAAAUCCUAAUCUAUAUUCGUUCGCACCGGAACAAGCUCGAUUGCAGCAAGCGGAACCAAAUUUAUAUGCGUUGGAAAAGACUCCGGAGGGUAUGAAUCAAGCAACAGAAAGUCAGGGAUUGCAGCCGAUAGAAGUGAACAAUCCCAAUACUACAACAAUUCCUGAUGUAACUAGACUGUUGGACAUGGACACUCAACAACUGAAUUUCGAUUGGAAUCCGCUGGAUUCUAAUGAUUUCGCAGACUUUGGAUCAUUAUCCGCAAAUCUGUCGAGUGGAUUAUCUCUCACUGACGGUAUACAGCCUACGACAAGCAACGCCGAGGAAAGCAAUCAUCAAUCGACAAAUAGCAUGACAGAGGAAACUAAUCGAAUCAUCUGGAUAAAACAAGAGCUCUCCACUCUAAAUAAUAUAUUCAAGCCUAAUCGACGAAAUGACGACGGAGGACUUACUUAAAAUCAUUUGUUAAUCGGCAAUGUGUGAUGUUUGAUUAAGUCAAUGCUGGCAUUGACUGUAAACGAGCUGCAGCAGAGGGCUUCAUGCCUUCACUGCCACCAAAAAGAGUGCAAUUAAAUCAAU
Messenger RNA from Harpegnathos saltator (Jerdon's jumping ant), 1676 nucleotides. RefSeq lists its product as uncharacterized. Lineage: Eukaryota; Metazoa; Arthropoda; Insecta; Hymenoptera; Formicidae. The coding region runs from base 495 to 1553 and encodes 352 amino acids. The transcript has 6 exons. The record is from RefSeq and is a predicted model, not a curated record.